Molecule: messenger RNA, 1315 nt
Organism: Polistes canadensis
Lineage: Eukaryota; Metazoa; Arthropoda; Insecta; Hymenoptera; Vespidae
Gene: Sgt
Product: small glutamine-rich tetratricopeptide repeat-containing protein alpha
Exons: 4
Coding region: 141-1046 (301 amino acids)
Biological process (GO): post-translational protein targeting to endoplasmic reticulum membrane
Cellular component (GO): membrane; TRC complex
Molecular function (GO): protein binding; molecular adaptor activity
Source: RefSeq, a predicted model, not a curated record
GUUUUCCAUAUUAAUUUUUUUCUUAUUAAUUAGAGUCCUCUACGUAAUGUGAUUAUCUAGACAAAAAACAUAUUGUAUUAUUUUCGUCUGAGAGUGUUAUUUAAUAAAAAGAAAAGAUCAACACAUUUCUUUGACACGCAAUGGCUGUCAAAGGACUAGUUGCUGCAAUAGUUCAGUUUCUGACCCAUCAAUUGGAGGAUGGGAAUAUUACAGCAGAUUCCCGUGAGAGUCUUGAAGUAGCGAUUCAAUGUUUAGAAACAGCCUACAGCGUACAAGCAAGCGAUACACCUGCUAAAUUUAACUUGUACGAAGCUUACAAAGCUGCUGUUGAAGAUGCUAAGCCAGAUCUUGGACCGGAAGCUUCACCAGAGGCUAAAGCUGAAGCGGAAAAAUAUAAGAAUGAGGGUAAUGCUUUGGUCAAAGCAGAAAAACUCGAAGAAGCUAUUAACAAUUAUACCAAGGCAAUUGAAUUAAAUGCGCAUAAUGCAGUUUAUUACUGUAACCGAGCUGCAGUCUACAGCAAGCUUGGAAAUCAUCAUCAAGCUAUUAAAGAUUGUCAUACAGCAUUAUCUAUCGACCCUAUGUAUAGUAAAGCAUAUGGACGAUUAGGUUUGGCAUAUUCAAGUUUGGAGAGGCACAAAGAAGCCAAAGAAAGCUAUCAAAAAGCUUUGGAAAUGGAGCCUGAUAAUGAGAGCCAUCGAAAUAAUUUACAAAUAACUGAAGAGAAAUUGGCUCGACAAUGUGUUUGUAAUAUGGGAUUGGGUGGAGCACCAGGAUCAUUGCCAGAUUUAAGCGCUAUGUAUAAUAAUCCUGCUCUGACAAGUGUGGUACAGCAAAUAUUGUCAGAUCCAGCUAUGCAAAAUAUAAUAAGUAAUUUGUUCUCAAGAACAAAUGUUGAACAUAGAGAACGGCGCAUGGAAGCAUUAAUUGAAGCGGGUCUACAAUUAGCGCAGGAAAUGCAGAGCGAGAAUCUGGAACUGAUAGAGACCAUAAGGAGGCAGAUGGGAGGGAACCCUAACGAUCCUGACCCACCACAACAUAAUUAAAUUACGUAUUAGAGUCAUCAACGUAAGAUCGAAAUAAUCAAGGUUGAUUUUAAUGUGGAAAAAUUUGAAGACAGUGGAAUAAUCACUUUUUUAAAAAGUUAUUGCAAAGUACAUAUGAACAUUUUACUUACAAUUCAGUUUAACCUAUCUUACUUAAAAAUGAAUAUUUAUACGCAUACGCAUAAUCAUAUCUAUGGUCAUAUAUACUACCUUAAGAAUUCUCUUUAAAACUUAGAAGUUGAAUAAAUGUAAAAUAUUGUCUUCUGAAA